AUGGCUGUCCAGCUCGGCCAUCACCUACGAUGGAACCUCCCAGAUGUCCUACAGCCCGGCACCCCCCUGCCCGAGAUCCCCUCCCUCUGCGAGCCCAACAGUUAUGAUAAAGAGGGUUUUUUCGAUUUUCCCACUCGACGGGGGUGGUAUAUCGACUUUGCGGAAAGCUCCGGUCCACAGAGGAUCAACAGGGACGAGGUUCCCUCCGCUGCAGAUAAAGGAGCUUUUCUGCAGUCAUGGCUAUUCUUCGGCAUGAUGUAUGAGGUCUUACGACUUUUGAACGUCGAGGUAGAUCUGGAGGAUUUUGUGGUUCGAGAUGGGGACGGAACGAGACGAUGCAUAACCACUUAUCCGCUACGAAGGUACUUUGCGGAUUGCACCCAGCGCGAGAGGGCAGGAAGUAGGAUUCCCGGGGAUUCCCCACUCACCGAUAUUUCCAAAAUAUUGAGGCGCGUUGAUUCGACUAUUCGGAGAUAUUCGGACACUCUUUCCUCUGGAACUUGGAGGCUGUCAGAGGCCCUGUCGCUGGAUACUGUGCUUAGUAUCUUGGUCCUUGGGGAAUCCCUCCUGAAUCUAGCAAAGCUGGCGAUGCCGCUUCCAGGAAACGAUCAGUCAAUGCUCCAUGGUGUCGGCUUUUUUUGGGCUCGGAAUCCUUUAGAACAGCGUAUGCGGGGUGCCGGCUGGUGUAUUAGUACCACGAAAAUGCUGCAUACCCUGCUUGAUACCACUGGGUUAUACUAUGCUAGUAGGCUUCGACUACCGACUCAUUCUGGCCAGCAAUCACACAGCAAUUGCACGAUGCAACAGUGCUUUGCCAAUCACGUUGACGAGAGCACGUAUCAGACCCAACAUUUCGAGGGGUGCCGGGGAUGCGAACACAUAUCGAUAGAUGUGGAAAAGGUGGCAAAGGUCAUCGGGCAGGGGAAAACACCAAUCGUGUCCAUCAAUUUGCUAGGUGCCGAUAAUGAUCGCCCGGAUAUCGAGCUUGAAGUCACAACAUCAGCACCCUACGUCGCGAUCUCACAUGUGUGGGCACAGGGGCUAGGAAACGCCCAAGCUAACAGUCUCCCCCGCUGCCAGCUCGCAAGGAUCAAGCGGAUGGUCUGUGGAAUACGCCCAAUGGGCCCUAUGGAUAAUACCUCUGAGCUCGGGGUAUGGAUGGACACUCUUUGCAUUCCCGUGGCGCCUCAUCUCAAGCCGCUCCGGAAACUCUCAAUAGCGCGUCUUGAGGAGACAUACAGAAAUGCGGAUCAAGUCUUGGUUGUGGACAAGGACUUGAUGAGCGCCUCUGGUUUCGCUAGUCGUAUUGAGAAGGCGACUCGUCUACUUUGCUCUGCCUGGAUGCGCCGCUUGUGGACUUAUCAGGAGGCCGUGGUGUCCAAUCUCCAUCCCAACUGUGAGAAGUUGCAGAUUCAGUUUUCCGAGGGACCGGUGACCUUCCACUCACUCUGCGCGGACCCCAUAAGCCUUUGCCACUCGGAAACAGCUAUCAGGAGCCUCUUGUUAGCUUUGCCGCUGACGGGAUCUGUUUCCUUCAUGUUCUCAACUCUAAGCAGAGCUCUGCGCUACCGAACCACUAGUCGGCAAUCUGACGAGGCUAUCUGCCUAACCGCAGUGUUGGGCCACGACGUAUCGAAAGUGGUAGCAACGGACAAUGCGGAGGAGCGCAUGGCAAUAUUCUAUUCCUUCAUAGACACUGUCCCUGCCGAAAUAAUAUUCCGAAUAGCCCCCCGCUUGCAAAUGGACGGAUACCGCUGGGCACCCCUCUCCUUCCUCCAGCAAACGACACAGAUCGCGGCAGCGAAAGGUCUCGACGCGCCCAGAGACUCACACGGGGUAUAUGUGACUUUCCCUGCUCUGCGGUUCCUCUCCAUCAGCCCGCCCAAAAACCUCAGCAAUCAUUUCGUUCUCGGAGAGGAUCCAGGGAAUCCAACUAUAUAUCUGAGUUCAGCGGGGGCAAAGAUGGGAAGGACAGAUGAGGAAUGGAGGAGAGUUGUUAGGGAGUGGGAAGAGUUUGAUCGUGUUGUUCUCGGGAGCGGCGAGAUUGCAUUGAUUCUUAAUCCCAGUCCUACAUCACAGCAUGCCUUGGUUUCAGUCCUGAGGAAAGGGCCGGAUGAGACGAGAUACUGUCGGUUUCUAUGCUUGGCUGAGACGAGUUCAGUGCAUGCUACCUCUCUUGAUAUUUGCGGAAGGGUGGCAAUAGAGAGAAUUGAUGCUGGUGCAACAUGGUGCGUGGGGUAGCUGGUGUCUUGCCCUUUGCGCUCCCACUGGGCAUUUGGGGAUAAAUAUAGUAUUAAGUAUUUGACGUUGGGUAGGAUCAACGGCUGGGCUAGAAGUCCAACGCGAAGGAAUAAAGCUGAGUUAACUACACGGUAGAAUAUGGCUGGACGUUCCCAUAAGCGAAGACUGUCCCGAAGAAGUUGGCGGUUUCCACUGACGGGGCCAAAAAGUUCCGUAUGACCGAUUCAGAGCCCAGUUUUGAGUCACGGAAUGGUAAAGCUUUCACUUCGGCUCGGCUCGUGGUGUUAUUCUGUGGGUAUCAUAGCCAUAUAUGUAAGAACUCCAGGUUGGAGUGAGAUGAGCGAGUGAUGCCAUGUGAUGACCCGCUACAGAGCCCUAGGGUUGUCCACUAAAGGGGACAGUUUCGAAGAAGGGGUUGGGAAA
Molecule: messenger RNA, 2664 nt
Organism: Tuber aestivum (summer truffle)
Lineage: Eukaryota; Fungi; Ascomycota; Pezizomycetes; Pezizales; Tuberaceae
Source: the annotation of a GenBank genome assembly